Molecule: messenger RNA, 2080 nt
Organism: Musa acuminata subsp. malaccensis (wild Malaysian banana)
Lineage: Eukaryota; Viridiplantae; Streptophyta; Magnoliopsida; Zingiberales; Musaceae
Source: RefSeq, a predicted model, not a curated record
AAAAGUGGAGAUGGGAUGCGCACUGAAGCAGUUGCGGAGAGAAGAAUCUGGCAAGGAGAGCAAGAGAGAUGUGCAGGUAAUAUUUUAUGCGCAUGAGGUGACGAAAUAUGGAAGGGCAGUAAAAGGAGAGGGAGAGAGAGGGAGAGAGAAAGCAUAAGAAACAAGGUUUGGGCGCAGAGAGAAAACAGAAAGGAAGAGGAGGAGAGGAGACGAGCAGAAAGUGGAAACGAGGGAGGCUCCACAAUAAUUGGCAUGCAUGCAUCCAAUUCCAUGACUGCAUCGGGACGCGCAUAGCGGCCUUGCUGAAUUCCAAGCGCUCGCUGUUGUUGCUGCUGUCGUCGCUCGCUAUAUAUUGGAAAAGGGGCGGCUUUCCCUCUUUCGUUUGCUUUCCCAUUGGAGGGACGAGCAGAGGAGGCCGAAUCUUGUUAGGGUUUCGUCCCCUCCCUCUAUCUCUCUCCCAUUAUCUUAUCAGAGAAGCACACGAAGAAGACUGCGGAGAUUGACAGCAGGGACAUAAAGAUGAAAGCUUGCUGUUGAAUGCACUCAGAGCCGAUGUGAUUCAGGCCUUUCGAGCAGCUGCAUCUGUUCUUGAGGUCGUAAGUUUGCGCUUUCGAAGCUGUGGGUAUCAAGUGAUUCGAGAGUAUUCUCCCCUUCGUUGAGGAUUGUCGAGGGCUUUAAACUUGUGUGGUGGUAUCGCAGCAGAUCGAAAGGUUCUGCCCCUGUUCCAGGCUCUUUCUGUUGGAUUGGUGCUUCCGGGUGCUAUGAGCAUGGCAGCAGAUCAUAACAUCAACUUCCCUCUUGGAGGAGUUUUCCCACAAUCUUUUUGCAAUCAACAUGUAGUUUCCUUUCACUCAGGGACUGUAAACAACACACACGGUAUUUUCCCCGGUGGAAUGAACAUUUCAGGUGGAAUAAAUGGAACGACGGCGAUGAUAUUGGCUGGAAAUUCUGGCACGCUGAACAAUAUUUCUCCUUUGGUCUCGACUACUAAUUCUCCCGGAAAUAUCCCCCUCGAGCCACAACAUGGGCGUAAGCAUCGUACAUCAUUCGCUGUGGAUUGGUCCUGCGAGGAAUUGGAAGUGAUGAAGCGAGGCCUUGCCACAUAUGCUGGUGAGCCUAAUAUCAUGAAGUAUAUCAAGAUUGCAUCUAAGCUUCCUGACAAGACUGUGAGGGAUGUUGCAAUGAGGUGCCGAUGGAUGACUAAGAAGGAGAAUGGUAAACGACGAAAGCCUGAAGACUAUUAUGCUGGGAAGAAAACCAAAGACAGGAAGGAGAAGGUGAUAGGUUCUUCCUCAAUGGCUAAUAUGUUCUGUAAUCAACCAGAGAGCGAAGCUACCUAUUCUUUCAAGAUGCAUAAUGGGAGCCACAAUAAUCAAUUCUCAUGUGAAGGCCCUGUGAUAGACAGCAGAACAAAUCAUCUUCUAGAAGACAAUGCAAAAAUUUUUCAUGAGAUUGCAGUUAAUCUUGAAAACAAUGAGAUACAAAAUAACAUUGAUCUCUUGUAUCGCUCAAAUGAGAAUAUAACAGCCAUUUUAAAUAGCAUGAGUGGAAUGCCUGGUAUUAUGAGUCAGAUGCCUCCACUGCCUGUGUUUGCUAAUGAGAGUCUUAUGCAUUCAAUAUUCCCUUGUAUUAAUCAGGCACAUGAACCCAGCAGCAGUCAUCUUAAGGAAGAGCGAAGAUCCUGGUGACUUUCCACCAAAUGAUCGGGUCCCUUUUAAGUGCACAAAUUUCUUAUGUAAAUGCAAGGAAGGUGAUCCAAGCUGUCUCCAAUUAAACAUGGCUUUUCACGGAAGAGAACAAAGAUUGCAUCCCAGAACCAGAAGAGGAGAAUCAAGCACCAGGCAACAGCGACCUCCCGACUCUCUACCUUGUGCUUCUCUCAUGGAGCUUCUAUGUAUAAAUGCUUGAUAUGAGAGGAAUUUUUGUUGCUUUACUAUCAUGUCCUUUUCCUCGAGAGCACAAUUUGUACCGACAAAUUGUAAUGCUAGAAAAUAAAACGCUCUUUGUAGUGUAUUAAUCUGCAUGUAUAAUUAAAGAAUGAAUUGGUGUUUUAUCACAUAUGAAUAAUCUCUUGCAUGGA